UUGUUAAUUAUUCCUUCUUGUUUCUUGACUUUCCCCACUUUCUUUCUGCCCUUUCUUUUCCCAAUCAAUUAAUCCUAAGUAUCCAACCACCACCAUCAUCAUCAUUCUCACUUUACAUCAUCAUCUUCCCACUAAAUUGUUAUAUAAUGAUUUUAUCAAAUUUAAGUUGGUACUGAAAUGGGUGUCAUCAAUUUCCUCUUUCCAUUUCCCCUUCGUCGAAUCCAUUGACCAUGAAUUAAGAUUUUGUUUUUUGGGUCACCAAUUUUCAGGCAUCAUUGGUUUUCCGACGUCAUGAGUUUUCCGGCAUCAUAAUUUGGGCAGUCAUUAAUCACCAUUGUCUCCAAACAAGGAAAUAAGAUUGACCAAACUUGCCAUCCAAUCUGGAAACCGUGAGCCUUGAUAAUCAGAGAUCGUUAGCAUCUUUAAUUUCAAAUGGGGUUGAAGAGCCUCUAAAACCUCUUCUGCCGGUGAGUGGUCUUCACUUCCAUCCUUUGAACUCCAAAAUAGAUUUAAAGAAUUUAUAUUUUGCUUCUUUUUCAAGUUAGCACUCUAAGUUUUUCCGGCAGGAAGGCGUCAUGAGUUUUUCCGACCAGCAUCAACAUUUGGAGGAUGAUAUUUAUGUUUCACAACCAAAAAAUGAGUGGUUUGGUGAUAUUCUUUGUCUACUUCAACAUAUCCGCAACGCCAAAUUUCUUACUUUUAACAUGGAAAUUCUUCAGCAUCUUUCUUCGUGCAUGGAACAAAUCUUACAUCAACCUUUUGUCUUCAAUAACUUAAAGUGCUUAAAGAUUUGUUCACAAAGUGUAUCCUCACAGGUGCAAGCAUCCAAUAGAUGCUUUGUUCUUGAUAGUUCCCCGGGUGCCACACUUGAGAUGCAGGAGACUGUAGCACAAAGCCUCGUGGUCGAAUUACAGGUUCUUCUCGAGGAAGAAAAAGCUAAUGCCAAGACCAAUAUGUCUCAAAUGGAGCGAGGGGAAGUCCUAGAGGAGAAACAUUAUGCAAAGAUGCUUGGACAAGGGAAGUCACAAGAAGAGACACAAUUACUUAAAGUGAAAAAAAUGAGAGAAAAGAUUGAGAGAUGUUUGGAACAUAAAAUUAAAGAAAGGGAAUCAAAGUAUCGUCUCAUUGUUUCAAAGUUGCAGUGGAUUGAAAAGGUCAUGGAAAAGCUGCCUGCAUCGAAGAGGGAUUUGCUUUAGAUAAUCUGUCGAUCUGCAAUGGAUAAUUUUGAAACAUGCACAAAAAUACUCAAUGAGCGAGGAUUUAAGUUUUCAUAUCAACUAAAUAGAAUCUCCAAAGCAAGAGAUUUUGAAACAUCCACAAUUUAGAAUUUUCAUAUUGUAGUAAUGAAGUCUUUGUGAUAGAUAUUUUCAAUAAAAAGUGUCCGAAUUUUGGUGACAAA
Erigeron canadensis is the source of this 1399-nucleotide messenger RNA. RefSeq lists its product as uncharacterized. The transcript is spliced from 4 exons. The coding region runs from base 576 to 1196 and encodes 206 amino acids. The record is from RefSeq and is a predicted model, not a curated record. NCBI's taxonomy places the organism in Eukaryota, Viridiplantae, Streptophyta, Magnoliopsida, Asterales, Asteraceae.